CAACUGUUUUCAUCCAUCAACUUCCAUCAUCUAGCGCGUGUUUGCACAUAACCCAUCGCGGUCUGCCACUCUGCAGUCCAGGCAUUACCUUGUGCAUCACAUAGUCUUUGCCAUUGAGGUCUGAAGGCAGGCGAGCUAGCUAGACAUUGCGCAUUCAAUACAUGCUGCUUUGCCCAGCUCUGAUUGUAUCCUGGCAGCUUGAUAGUAGUACAUGUCUCGUUCUGAAUGAAGCACGCCCUACUCAAUCGACACAACAAGCCACGCCAACAAGCACUCACUAUUGGAGCCGAGCCAUCGCCAUUCAUCCGCUUUCCGCAGCGCCUGAUUCUCCUCCCAGCCAUCGUCGACGUUAGCAGCACCACGGCCAACACCUCACCAUGUCUUAUAAUGACGAUGCUGUGCUGGCCAAGCUGUCCGGCCUAGCAGAGACCCAAGACAGCAUUGUCACUGUGGCCCAAUGGAUCAUGUUCCACCGACGUCACGCGGAUCGGACUGUCCAACUCUGGCUCCAACGACUAAAGGACUCUCCUAGCAACAAGAGGCUAAACCUCAUUUACCUAGCCAAUGAGGUCACCCAGCAAUCAAAAGCACGCCACAAAGAGGACUUCCUCGUCGCCUUCUCUCCUGUCAUCGCUGAGGCUGUAGCAACAGCGUACAAAGGAGCGCCACUGGAGGUGCAGACAAGAGUCAAACGCGUCGUUGACGUUUGGAGAGAACGUAAUGUUUUUGAGGAACCCAUUCAGCAGGCAGCGGAGGCUCGGCUGACCGAGAUUGACAAGACUCGUGGCACAACCAAGACCGGGCUUGGUGGCAAUAUCUUCGGCGGGAGUGGCCCCUCGGUCCCAACAGAACUUGCACCUCUCGUGACACCACAGCAGAAUGUCACCAAAGCAGUCAACCCGAUGAAGACGGCUGUCAGCACUGCGGACCAAGAGUUUGAGAAGCUGAUGGGACCAUCGGCCGCUAUCCCUUCGGCUCCGGUCUACGCCGCUCGUCUGAGUGCGCUUCUGAAGACUCUUGCCCAAGCAGAGGGUGCCGUGGAGCAGUGUGUUAAAGCUCGGCGCACACUGGUCGGAGAGCUCCAGAAGAUCCUGGAGACUAACCGGACGGCCCUGAUUGCGGAGGAAGACCAGCUUGAGACCUUGACGAAGAGGAAGGAUGAUGCGAGCAACAAGAAGAGUGACGUCGAGCGCGCCAUCUUGGCUGGACUUCCGCCCGAUGAGUCCUAUCCCUCCGGCGGCUUCGGCGAGCAGCCUCAGCCAGAGCCCGAACAACCCGAAAUGGAGGCAUUGACGCCACCGUCCAUAGAGCCAGAAGGUCCUGAGGACAGCUCAAUCAUGGCGACACUGGCGCCGGAGGCACCGAUUGGUGCUGUAGUCGAAGCGUUCGAAGGUGACGUCAGCAACAACUCACAGGAUGGAUCUUUCCAGAGGAUUGUCGUGGCUGGGACUAAUGGUAAUAAAAAGCGGAGAUUGGACGACGACAACGGUUUUCCUGAUCUUGGUGGCGAGGGUCUCGACGCAGACGUUGUGGACAUGCUGCGGACAGACAGCAGUGGUGCUCAGUGAUGGUGAGGGAUUGUGUAUGAACAGGCCGGUCUGUAUUGGUGUGGUCCGGGAGUCCAUGAGCACAAGGGUGCCUAAGUAUUUUCAGGUUUCGAGAGACUGUCGGAGCCAUUGUUUACACCAUAUGUAUCAUUCGCAUCAUAAGCUCAAUUUUCUGUUCUUGAAUCAAUGAUAAGCCUUCGUUGAAUCCUCCC
Messenger RNA from Microdochium trichocladiopsis, 1759 nucleotides. Its product is annotated as RNA polymerase II-binding domain-containing protein. The record is from RefSeq and is a predicted model, not a curated record. Gene Ontology annotation, cellular component: RNA polymerase II, holoenzyme. Gene Ontology annotation, molecular function: RNA polymerase II C-terminal domain binding. The transcript has 4 exons. The coding region runs from base 378 to 1568 and encodes 396 amino acids. Lineage: Eukaryota; Fungi; Ascomycota; Sordariomycetes; Xylariales; Microdochiaceae. Gene Ontology annotation, biological process: mRNA 3'-end processing.